Molecule: messenger RNA, 2643 nt
Organism: Danaus plexippus (monarch butterfly)
Lineage: Eukaryota; Metazoa; Arthropoda; Insecta; Lepidoptera; Nymphalidae
Gene: Tmem214
Product: transmembrane protein 214
Exons: 10
Coding region: 94-2085 (663 amino acids)
Cellular component (GO): endoplasmic reticulum; Golgi apparatus
Source: RefSeq, a predicted model, not a curated record
UGUUUUUGACGUGUUACCUGUCGCUUUCUCUAAUCUCUAUAUAUUUACAAAAUAUUUAUUUAAAUAAUUAAUUCUUCUUUAAAAAUAAAAGACAUGUCUAGCGGUCAGUGGGAAGUUGUCGGUAAAAAUAAGAAAUCCCAAAACGGUAAAGUAAAAAAUGUUAAAGAAGAAGAGAAGAAACCAACUAAGAAUGGACCGAAACUUGAAGAUGUCGUUCCCCAUUCCCAAUUAAAACAAUAUUACAGUGGAAUGGAAAUCGACGAUACUCAAAAACCGCAAAAUAACAAAAAGAAUGCCGAUAAAAAGAAAAAGCAAGAUAAAAAAUCCGAACCCCCUAAACCUAAGCUUCCUAAAACGAUCGAAGAAGCUUUAGAAAUGAUUGAUCUAUCGGAGCUUGGAAGCAUCAUAACCACAAACAAACUUAGAUUUUCCAAUGCCCCUCUGGUCUGGUUGAAGGAAGUAGCCAAUUAUCUUAAUUCAAAAAUUCCCAUUGAUGUUGAGGAUCCAACAUUUUUGCAUAACAAUGCUGGCUACCCGCUAUCUGCCGCUCCUUUAGAAGUCAUCAAACUACUAGAAAAUGUUCUCCAUGACGCCGGAAAGGCGAACACGCAGUUAUUUUUCGAUGUAUCCUUAACAGCGCUUGCUAAUGAUAUGAGUCGAGGUCAGUCUGUCAAUGGUUACAGAUUGUUGCUUCAAAUAUUGGCUCAAAAGUAUCCAGAUUUUUGUCUUGUUUCUUUACCUAAAAGUAUAAGUUUAAGAAACUCCUAUCAAAAUCGACCGCCUAUUGGUCUGUCCUUGCUUUGGACUUUAGGCCAAGGCGGCUUUAACAACUUUGCUGUGGGUUUAAAAGUCUGGCAAGACUUGUUCUUCCCUCUAAUAGAAUUGAAGAAUUACUCGAAAUAUGUGAUAUUAUACUUAUGUGAGAUUCUUAACAAGCCCGCUGUGAUGGAUAGUACAAAAGUGACCCAGGACCAACUCCUGGCCAUGUUCGAUAUGGUGAAUGGCAAACGUAAUUCCCUAUCAAAGGACCUGUCAAGUGACCUUAUCAAGCAAUUAAGUAAAUAUAAGGAUAUAUAUUUUAAACAUAGCGGUAAUAAGCUCCAGGUUACUUUUAACCAGCUAAUGAAGAAACUGCCAAACCAGUACUUGAGUGGUAACACACUUGAUAGUUACAAUAAGGUCAUAGUUGAAAGUCUUAUUGACUGUUUGCGGUUAGACGAUUCCUGCAACGCGACAUGGAGACAGUUGUUCAAUAGAUGCAGCAAGCAAUCGGCAACUGUUAUUGAGUAUAUAGAUACGAAUUGGGAUGAAGUUAGUUCGAGGUUGAAAAAGAAAUCCUUGAAGGCGACCGUACUGCAGUUCAAGGAAGUCUGUGGGGAGACACUGAAGGGCAAGAAAAAAGAUGAAACAGUCGUCAAGGCUAACAAGAUCUGCCAGGAUAUUCUAGACAGAAUGACGAGCACUAGAAGAUUCCCGUGGGUUUGGGCCAGUCUGUUGGUGCUGAUCAGUAUUGGUGGGCUGAUUGCAUAUGAUGUAUCCAGGGUCGGAGGAGAUUUCCCCAAGAGUGCGACUGGUAAACUGAUGAAUGACUUGGGUAUUCUUGAACAAAGUCAGAGAGCAUGGCAAAAGGGUCUGUCAGUGUCGGCCCGGGGUUAUCUGUGGAUGGAAAGCAAUGCACCAGUGUAUUAUGCCCAAACUGUGGAAGCCUGCAAACCAUAUGCACAGCUCUCCAAGGAUGCAGUCACCAUUGCUGUCAAGAAGCUUGGAAUCCUAUAUGUCAAUAUGAAGGAAUACGUUGUUGACAAGACACCUAUAGUUGUGGCAACUAUAGAACAGUAUGCACCCGGCGUUGUUGAGACUGUUCAAAGUUACGCUGUCAAUGGUUUUGCCGCUGUUAAGAAAUAUUCAAAUGACUACUAUCAAAUGACAGUUGAUUAUUUAUCGACUAAGGUCUUUGUAGGUGAUUGGGCUCCGGAGAUCCUUCACAACAAGACUCAGUUGGCCUUAAACGCUACAAAGCUGCACAUGUGUACAUAUUUCCACUGGUUCAGAGAGCAGGUGAAUGUGUACUCCAAGAUACCGUGAAGUUUGUAGUUGUAGACGGCCAGUGAAAGACACUGAAACAAUUUCUUUUCGAUAUAUUAUUUAAUUUAUAUUUACACGACCGAUCUUUACAAAUUUUAACUGUUCAGGGAUAAUGUGUUUUAUCAAAUUUUAGUUUAUAAAUGAGUCAUCAGUGUGGAAGGUAUUGUUUAGUUAAGUACAACGCCUUACUUGUUAAACUAUCUGAGUUCAGAUCGAAUAAUUUUUGUUGUAUAUAGUUUAUGUCUCAGUGUUUGUUCCUCACGGUAACUUUGUAGAAGCUGUGCAAUGAAUUGUCUGUUUCGAAGGUUCAAUUGUGAAUGAUUAAAGUGAAAUUUUUACAUAGAUAAAUUUUUUUUAAAUUAAUUAAAAGCCCUUUAUCGAUCAAUUGAAAGAAUCAUGGCAAGAUCAGUAUUUUUUUUUUAAUACAUUCCGUCAAACGCAUUUCGGUGAAGACUAGCCCUUCUGAUUUUAACUGUUAUAGAUAAUAAAGAUUCCUAGUGUAUUUAUUUGUGUUGAAAGAUUGUGUGUUAAAUGCUGAAAUAAAAAAAUUUUUAUUCA